GCCGCGCCACUGUUCGGACAUGUACCGGAUGUCCUGGUUGUGGCCCCUGUCCGAGUUGGCAGGAUCAACCUAAGCGUCGACCGCAGUAAGGUAUAAUAGGCGGUAUGGCAACUCGCAUCCACAUCAUUCACCUCAAGCCCCACGACGAGCAAGCUCUUAUUAUCAGCGUACUUUGUCGCCAUCACCGCGGUGUCUGGAUACGCCAUCGGGGUGUGGCCCUCGCACAGCCAGGCUUCAAGGGCCAGACGUGGAUCAAAACAGAAAAGUGCUUCGAGCAGCCCGGGUUCAAGUACUACUCGUUCAUCUCGCCCACGCUCAACGACAUCAACUGCGUGCUCAACACCGUCUUUCUGGCGGGCAACUCGGCAGGCGACGGCGAGCAGAUUCUCCUUGGCGUCUUUGGUGGGCUCAUUGUCGCGCAGUGCGUGCAGAUUCUGUACGAGUCGUUCCGCCCACGCCGUGGCGCCGCCGCAUUCGGCGCAAAGCUUGCCUCGGUCUUCACCCUCAUCGGCCAGCUCACUACCAUUGCCGUCUCUGCGCCCAUUUACUUUACCAUCGUGGUGCUUGGUCCCAAGCCUCGUGGCCAGUGGCGCCCCAAGUCAGAGUAUAUCUACACGACGCUCAUCGCCUUCUUCAUUGGUGGCCUCCUCCCGUCGCUCUGGAUGCAGGAGAGCGGCAUGAGCUUUGACGCCCUCAGCUUCUGGCAGCCGUUCCCGCUCUACGUCAACAUCCUCAGCGUCGUCCUGCCCGUGCUCUUCGUUCCCAUCUUCGCCAAUUCAAGCCCCAUGGCCCCGAUCCUCAUCCUCACCGCCCUCGUGCUCUACCCCUCGCUCAAGGGUCACCUUCGGCUCCUCCAGAGCAGCAUCCCCCUCCGCGACGUCCUCCUCUACUACCUCCCCGAGGACUGGCCGGCGGGCGCGCCUGACAACCUGGGCUUUAUUGCCCACCUCGUCUUCAGCGCCGACUUUACCUUCACACUGAUUUCAAACUACUCGUGGCUGCUGUGCAACCUGCGUCCGAAGAGCAUCGGAGCCGCGCUAGGCUACAUUGUAGUCCUCGCCCUCCUUACGGUCGCGGCCGGGCCUGGUUCCGCCUCGGCGCUUGUCUUUGCGUGGAAUGAACUCCUCGGCCCCAACUCUGGCAACGUCCCGCUCAACAUUUAA
Messenger RNA from Vanrija pseudolonga, 1163 nucleotides. RefSeq lists its product as uncharacterized. Lineage: Eukaryota; Fungi; Basidiomycota; Tremellomycetes; Trichosporonales; Trichosporonaceae. The coding region runs from base 105 to 1163 and encodes 352 amino acids. The transcript is spliced from 2 exons. The record is from RefSeq and is a predicted model, not a curated record.